Messenger RNA from Eufriesea mexicana, 2358 nucleotides. RefSeq names its product mechanosensory transduction mediator stumble (gene stum). The record is from RefSeq and is a predicted model, not a curated record. Lineage: Eukaryota; Metazoa; Arthropoda; Insecta; Hymenoptera; Apidae. The transcript has 5 exons. Bases 1 to 2358 code for a protein of 785 amino acids.
AUGUCAUUGGACACGAUGCAGAUUCUUCGGGGACCACCGUCGUGGCGCACGUCUACGCGGUGCAUCGCUUUUGUUUCCUCCGGAUGGCGCCUGGAUCGUCGUUACCUCUGUGAGAGCGACAACGUAUUUUGGCGUCCUCCGCAUCUUGGUCGUCUGCAUGAAGGACUCGAGCUUCGGGGCCUCGAAAGGAUGAGGCGGCUCGACGACGGCCAUGCUCAACGACCGCCUCCGUUCAGGGUGCUCGCGGCACCCGACGGGAAUUACCUGUCACCCACCGCGAUGCCGCCGCCACCGCCGCGUGCACCCGACCCCUACAAGAUCGCGCCCUCCGCCACGUCGUCCUCGAGGGCGCACCGCCGGUCCAGCUUCGUCAUCAUCGCGGACUCGAGGUCCGUUUCUCCGGAGGCGAGGAGUCCGUCGCCGACCUUGGCAGUUGGCAGAGUCUCGCCGUUCCGAGGACGCGGCUUCAGGGGACCACCGCCGCGAUCCAAGUCCAGGCCCCAGUCUCCCGAAACUGGGGACGCUCGUAGAAGAGGAAGGAUCGAACGACGAGUUUCAGUGUCGCAACAGAGCAGCCCGAGGAAAAGCUUGAUUCCCCAACCAACGCGGCAGCGUUCGACGUCCCUCAGCAAGUCGACGGAGCGUCUCUCCUCGCCGAAGCUCAGCCGCCGCGUGGACUCGCGGGCCCGUUUGAACACGACGGAUUCCAGGAAUCGUUUGAACGCCUCCGGAAACAGUAACAGCGUCACGAACCUCGCCUCCCGUCGACAGGCCACGAAGACGCCCAGCAAGCUUUCCCCGAUCCAAGGAACUCCGACGAAGCCGGAAAGAACGCCGAAGUUCACGAAAAGAGACCGUUCGAAGGAAUCCACGAGGUUGUCGCCGUCGAAACACCAAAAGUAUGCCGCGUCUCCAUCGAGGCACGCCUGGAACGCGAAGAAACAGAACCACGAGAAGGGUCCCGCUCCUGGGAAAACGCCGGCCAAGGAACGGCUAACGUCUCCCUCGAAGAUUCCGCUGAAAACGAACAGAGUCAGCUCGAAUUCCUUGAAUCCAGCUAGAUUCAUCACUCUUUCCGACCAGCCUUACGGCAAGAACAAGAAGGCUGCCGAUAAAGGGUCCAAAGAUGUUCGUACGAGCAGCGAACAAACGAACGAGUCCAGUCAGGGUAGCAAGCAGUCUGACACGGGAUCGAAAGGGUCUCAGGCUAGCGAGAAAAAUUCCAGCAGCGAACGUAUCGCGGAUCUUCAUCUGAUCGAUCUUCUGAAGCAGACUUCCAGCGCCACGGGAACAUCCAGCGUGGUGAACACGACAGCGACCACGGCCGUUCAGCCGCUCCACAUCGAUGCCAACGCGGUUCUUCUGGAGAAAGACGUCUCCGAAAGGAGGAACAUCUCUGAAAAGACGAAGAGUCAGCAGGACUUGUCCUACAGCAAAUCUUCCAACUCGUCGAACGAUGACUCGGCCACUAGGCAAACCCAAAAUACCCAGGUCGUCAACGGCGAGGAUCAUCGUCAGACGAGCCAUCAGAUGUCAAGAUCUAACAAACCCAAUGGUAACUACGGACGAACGAAGGGUGGAACGGAGAGCAGAAACGACUCUCCGGUUCCUAGCGACACGGCGAACAGCCAUUCGAAGAGUAACAACGCGAGCCAGUCGGUGAAGAGCGUGAGCAAGGUGAUCAGCGCCAUGAACAACACCGGGUCAGCGACGCAGCGCUCGAACAGGGUCCAGACUACUUCGAACGACCAGAACACGAAGAAUACCAGGUCCAGUGAUCAUAAAACCGAGGAAGCCAGCUCGUUUCAACCCGUCUCAACGGUGAAUCCCACCAAGACCAACGAGAUCGUGUCAGCGAGCGACUCUGCCAGGAACUCGUCGAGUACGGGGACUCAAAGGACAGCGGCGUCGAUCGCGAGUGGUUCGGUGAAGCAGGAAGACGCGAGAACGCUUUCGAGGUCCAUGAAUAGUUCGGAGAUGAAGGCUGUAGCGAACGCGACUACGGUUACCGUGAAAAGUACUUCCGUUUCCGAUCAGUCCUCGGUAGCCUCGAGGGCGAACAACGUGUCCAGCGUGGUUGGUGCGGUGAGCAACGAUUCGAAAAAUGUGAACAGCGCCGGGGUGAAAGCUCGGCCCAACAAUCACGGAAGUGGUACGUCCCUGAAAUCGUCCGCGAGGGUGUCGGUGGACUCGAUCGAGAGCGUGCGGUCCACGGACACUGGGGUGAGCGUGGACACGGUCAGAGGGGUGUCCUCGCCGAGGGAGAAGAUGGGGAUGCACGUGGUGAAGCGGGCGCAGGAGAUCGAGACGUUAAGUGGGAACGUGGUGCACCUGGAGCAGAACGGCGAGCCAGCGUGA